UUUGCCGUGGCGACCAAAUGGUUUGGACCAAUCAAUUGGCGCGCUGGCGGUCGGAGCAACCUGAAGUGCGUCGCGAACGGCCGAGCGAACGAACGAUUGACGUCAUGGUCAGCUGAUCGCGCGAAGUUGCCCGCGGAUAGUUGUCAGUGUACUGUUGUUGUGUUCGGUUGUGCUGUGCUCUGGUAGUGACUUUCUCCGCAAUUUUCUCCUUUCGCGUUUCGGCUCUCAUUUUUCAACCACCCUCAUCGAAAUCUUCUCCGCCAGAUCGCCGUGACAAUUUUCGGGGAACUUUCUCCAUCGGUAGCUCCUUGGCUGGCUUGAGUGGCGAGAGGAUCUCGUCAUGGGUCUCGUGUGCUCAACGGCUCAGCUGGCAUGCUUGUGCGGAAGCACAGCUUGUAGUUUUUGUUGUUCCCAAUGCCCAUCAUGCAGAAACAGUACGAGCACUCGCAUCAUGUAUGCGUUGCUCUUGAUGUUGGGAACUAUUGCAGCCUGUAUUACUCUUGCUCCUGGUUUGCAGGAUGCACUUAAAAAGGUACCAUUCUGUGCAAACAGCAGUACCAGUUAUGUUCCAUCACAAAUUAGUUUUGACUGUAAUUCUGCAGUUGGUUACUUGGCAGUUUAUAGAAUAUGUUUCAUUCUUUCUUUGUACUUCUUCCUGAUGUCUGCAAUGAUGAUAAGAGUGAGAAGUUCGCGGGAUCCACGAGCAGCUAUACAAAAUGGAUUUUGGGCAAUCAAGUAUCUCCUGAUAAUCGGAGGCAUUAUCGGCGCCUUCUUCAUUCCAGAGAGAUCUUUUGGAGUUACUUGGAUGUAUUUUGGAAUGAUAGGAGGUUUCCUUUUUAUAAUCAUACAGCUGAUUUUGAUUGUCGACUUUGCUCAUUCUUGGGCUGAUGCAUGGGUAGGAAAUUAUGAAGAGUCCGAAUCAAAAGGAUGGUACGCCGCAUUACUAGGUGCAACAUUCUUCAAUUAUGUUGUCGCUAUCGUUGGGGUGGUGUUACUUUAUGUGUAUUUUACGCACGCAAGUAUAUGUGCUCUCAAUAAAUUUUUCAUCUCGUUUAAUUUGAUUUUGUGCGUUAUCACCAGCAUUAUAUCAAUUUUACCCAGCGUACAAGAACAUCAACCACGAUCUGGUCUUCUUCAAUCCUCCGUAGUAACGUUAUAUGUGGUAUACUUGACAUGGAGUGGUAUAUCAAACAGUCCAGACUAUGAGUGUAAUCCUGGUUUCUUCGGUAUCAUUUCUGGUAAUGAUGUUAACCGAGUCGCAUUUGAUAAGGAAAGCAUAAUCGGUCUUAUAAUCUGGUUCAGCUGCGUCCUCUAUAGUUCAUUACGUACAGCAUCUAAAUCAUCGAAGAUUACGAUGUCCGAGAAUGUCUUAGUCCAAGACAAUGGGGCUGUCAGGAAUGCGGGAGAGCAGUCUCUUAUCGGCAAUGAAGAUUAUACUAAAGUAGAAGGACGUAAUCCCGAUGCUGAGGAUGGAAGCGAUGCCAAAGUCUGGGAUAAUGAAGAAGAGAAAGUGGCAUAUAAUUGGAGUUUCUUCCACCUCAUGUUCGCUCUCGCUACUUUGUACGUUAUGAUGACACUUACAAAUUGGUACAGACCCAACUCCAAUCUAGAGACUUUGAAUUCGAGCGCCGCGUCAAUGUGGGUGAAAAUUAUUUCUUCAUGGAUGUGUUUGGGCCUUUACGUGUGGUCAUUGGUAGCACCUGCUGUCUUCCCGAAUAGAGAUUUCUCUUAAAUCUCUGGAUUUUAUCAUGAGCAAAGACUCAGCAAACUGUAAAACAGAACAG
Harpegnathos saltator (Jerdon's jumping ant) is the source of this 1784-nucleotide messenger RNA. RefSeq names its product serine incorporator TMS1 (gene TMS1). The record is from RefSeq and is a predicted model, not a curated record. NCBI's taxonomy places the organism in Eukaryota, Metazoa, Arthropoda, Insecta, Hymenoptera, Formicidae. The transcript is spliced from 10 exons. The coding region runs from base 341 to 1732 and encodes 463 amino acids. Gene Ontology annotation, cellular component: membrane.